This is a messenger RNA of Stegodyphus dumicola, 729 nucleotides long. It is a transcript of the gene Ufc1, whose product is annotated as Ubiquitin-fold modifier conjugating enzyme 1. Gene Ontology annotation, biological process: protein K69-linked ufmylation. Gene Ontology annotation, cellular component: cytoplasm. Gene Ontology annotation, molecular function: UFM1 conjugating enzyme activity. NCBI's taxonomy places the organism in Eukaryota, Metazoa, Arthropoda, Arachnida, Araneae, Eresidae. The record is from RefSeq and is a predicted model, not a curated record.
UCUGUUUCGUAUUUGACACUUCAGAGCACGGAGUGCAUCAGAGGGUAACGUAUUUAGAAUUUCGGCAGUGAAAUAUUGUUUAUUUACGUUUUAAAUUUUGUUUCUAUAUAUCUUUUGUUUAAUAUCUGAAGUUUGAGAUUCAGUAUGGUUGAUGAAGGUACGAGGAAAGUUCUAAGUAAAAUUCCUCUUUUGAAAACGAAAGCUGGUCCCCGUGAAAAAGAAUUAUGGCCCCAACGACUGAAAGAAGAAUAUCAAGCCCUUAUUCAGUAUGUUCAAAACAACAAAGACAGUGAUAAUGACUGGUUUCGCCUAGAAUCAAACAAGGAUGGGACGCAGUGGUUUGGUAAAUGCUGGCAUGUGCACGAGCUCAUGAAAUAUGAAUUUGCAAUUGAAUUCGAUAUUCCAGUGACAUAUCCUACCACAGCUCCUGAAAUAGCCAUUCCAGAAUUAGAUGGUAAAACAGCAAAAAUGUACAGAGGAGGCAAAAUAUGUCUAACUGAUCACUUUAAACCUCUAUGGGCAAGAAAUGUUCCAAAGUUUGGAAUCGCGCAUGCCAUGGCCUUGGGUUUGGGUCCAUGGCUAGCUGUGGAAAUUCCAGACCUUAUACAGAAGGGCCUUGUUGUCCAUAAAGAAAGUGCUUCUGUUACUUAACAAGAAUUUUGAUUUGUAUGUACCAAAAACUAUAUUUGUUGGAAAUGGAAUUUCUAUUAAAUUAUAAUUUUUUUAAAA